This is a messenger RNA of Camellia sinensis, 605 nucleotides long. NCBI's taxonomy places the organism in Eukaryota, Viridiplantae, Streptophyta, Magnoliopsida, Ericales, Theaceae. The record is from RefSeq and is a predicted model, not a curated record.
AUGCUAUCUCCUUUCUCGCCCACUGUCCGUGCUGUCAGACUUGACCCACACUGCUUUUGGUCUUCAUUCUCUUUCUACUGCUUCGAAUUUGCAAAUGAAUUCUUGAUUGAAAUCCACGACCUCGGGGCCCUUGGAACCCGCACUAAUGAGAGCAAGGGCUGUUCCUCGGAAGUCCGAACAAAAGCAAGACUGUCCCUCGGGAGUCCGAAGGUAGCACACACCCUACUUUGGCAAGAAAGAUUCCUCUGGAAGAUAACCGAGUCUACCAAGCUUGCACCAACAGAAAUAAAGAUUGUCUCCCAGAAGUCCGAGCAGAAGCAAGGCUGUCCCUCUGAAGUUCGAGCAGAAACAAGGCUCUCCCUCAGAAGUCCGAGCAGAAACAAGGCUGUCCCUCGGAAGUCCGAGUGGAUGUGCACUUCUACUUUGGCAGCUAAUGGAAGCAAAGGCUAUCCCUCGGGAGUUCGAGUAAGAGUCCACUCUACUUUGAAAAGAAAGAUCCUCGGAGCUCAUAUUGAUGAAAUCAAGGGCUGUUCUUCAGACCCGCACUAAUGAGAGCAAGAGUUGUCCCUCGGAAGGCUCUCCCUCAGAAGUCCGAGCAGAAACAA